Uranotaenia lowii is the source of this 1765-nucleotide messenger RNA. RefSeq names its product probable cytochrome P450 6a23. Bases 104 to 1603 code for a protein of 499 amino acids. The transcript is spliced from 2 exons. Lineage: Eukaryota; Metazoa; Arthropoda; Insecta; Diptera; Culicidae. The record is from RefSeq and is a predicted model, not a curated record. Gene Ontology annotation, molecular function: heme binding; iron ion binding; oxidoreductase activity, acting on paired donors, with incorporation or reduction of molecular oxygen.
ACGAAGCGCCGAGUGACAGUUUGUCGGAACAACUUCAACGGUGAGGUUGGAUUGCGUGUGUUUUAGUUAGAUAGAGAUAAUUGAAGCUUCCGGUCAAUCAAUAAUGAUGGAACCGUUGGAUGUAAUCAUCACUGUUGUGAUGGUUUGCUUGGCGAUCUAUCUAUACUUGGAUAGGAAGCAUCAGUAUUGGGCCGAUCGGAAAGUUCCCUUCGUUCAACCAGAAUUCUUUUACGGAAAUGGGAGAGCUAUGGGCAGGACCAUGCAGGUCGGAAAACUGUUCGAGAAGUUUUAUCAUGAGCUGAAAGGAAAAAAUCCAUUCGGUGGAAUCUACCUGUUCCAGACACCGAUUGCCGUCGUUACUGAUUUGGAGAUGUUGAAGUGUGUUUUCGUGAAAGAUUUUCAGUAUUUCCACGAUCGAGGAACCUUUCAUAACGAAAAGUAUGAUCCGUUAUCUGCCAAUAUGUUCAAUUUGGGUGGAAGCAGGUGGAAGAUGCUGAGGCAUAAACUCUCUCCUACCUUCACAUCCGGUAAAAUGAAGAUGAUGUUCCCAACUAUUGUGGCUGCUGGGAAACAGUUCAACGAUUUUAUGGAAGAUCAGGUUAAGGAAGGCCAAGAGCUUGAAUUGAAGGAUUUGUUGGCUAGAUUCACUACCGAUGUCAUUGGAAUGUGUGCCUUCGGGAUUGAAUGUAACUCAAUGAAAGAUCCCAACGCACAGUUCCGAGUAAUGGGACGAAAGAUUUUCCAAAAACCUCGUGGCAAAGUGAAGGGUUUCUUCAUGACAUCUAUGCCAAAAUUGGCAAAAAUACUUCGACUUAAGAUAACAGAUCCUGAAGUAUCGGACUUUUUCUUGAAAAUCGUGCGGGAGACAAUCGACUACCGGGUGCAAAACAACGUUAAGCGUAAUGACUUCAUGGAUCUUUUGAUUGAAAUGAGAGAUCCCCAGGAAACUAAAAGCAGUGAAGGUACGCUUACCUUUAACGAAAUAGCUGCUCAAUCGUUCAUCUUCUUCCUGGCCGGAUUCGAGACCAGUUCAACUCUUUUAACAUGGACUCUGUACGAACUAUCCAUCAAUCAGGAAAUUCAGGAAAAGGGACGACAGCAUGUUCGUGAUGUCCUAUCCAAAAAUAACGGGGAAAUGACUUACGAAACAGUUACCAGUAUGAAGUAUUUGGAUCAAAUUUUGCAUGAGGCCCUCCGGAAGUAUCCUCCGGUUCCGGUUCACUUCCGGGAAACGGCGAAAGACUACGAGGUCCCGAAUUCGAAAACCGUCAUCGAAGCCGGUACCCGAGUGUUCAUCCCCGUUUACGGCAUCCAUCACGAUCCGGAAAUCUUCCCGGAUCCGGAGCGAUUCGACCCGGACCGUUUUACCGCGGAGGAAGAGGCCAAGCGGCAUCCGUACGCGUGGACUCCGUUCGGCGAGGGCCCUCGGAUUUGCGUUGGGCUGCGGUUCGGGAUGAUGCAGGCUAGGAUUGGACUGGCGUAUCUGUUGAAUGGAUUCAAAUUUUCGAUCGGGGAGAAGUGUCAGGUUCCGUUGCAGCUGGACGAGAGAAGUUUUAUUUUGUCGCCGAAGGGUGGCCUGUAUCUUAGGGUGGAGAAAAUUUGAACUAGUUACAAUCUCAUCGGUUUAAUCGUGGAAAAUUUUACACAUUACAUAAGUAUUUUAGUUUGAUAAGAAAGUCUUUCUGAUUCGCGAAACACUCACGCAGUAAACAUUUUGUUGUACUGUUCAUUUACGAUUGGUUAAAUAAACAAGCCUCAUUCUUUA